Drosophila grimshawi is the source of this 2687-nucleotide messenger RNA. RefSeq lists its product as uncharacterized. NCBI's taxonomy places the organism in Eukaryota, Metazoa, Arthropoda, Insecta, Diptera, Drosophilidae. The transcript has 10 exons. The record is from RefSeq and is a predicted model, not a curated record. The coding region runs from base 248 to 2590 and encodes 780 amino acids.
AGUUUUUAGUCACCCAGAAAUACUAACAUAUGCGUGCGUUGCCAGGUGACUCGACCUCGCGUCCUGCCAUCGAUUAAACAUUCGCAGAAAAUUGGCAUUUGAUAAGUCGGGUUAGACGCUGGAAUAAGGAGGGCCAAACGAAUGCGUGCCUGGGAGACACAAUAAUUAAAAAGCUAUUUAGAGAGCGGGGUAGGUGAUUGGCUAAGGAGUGUGUGUGUGUGUGUGCCCGGUCGGGGCAACUCUGAAAAUGAGCACGACACCAAAAUGGUACUGCCGCAACAAAUCGCAGCCAAUGCACACGUUCGCGGAAAUCGGCAAUCUGGGCCUGGAGCUGCGACGCAUCACAAAGCGCAUUGUAAUCGAUGUGAACUCGUCCAUAUUUAGCGAACAUGAUACCAUUUUGGAGGAAUGCGAGCAUGUGGUGGAGCUGUACUGGAACCUAAAGGACGAGACGAAAAAUGCGGACUUUCAGUCGCUCUCGAAGAAGAUCAAGCGUAGCCCGUACAAUGCGCUGCUCAUGCGAAAGUUCAAUCUGAUCAUGGAACUGAACGACAGACGCUUCUGCCAGUUGACCUUUGUGCUCAAGCGGACGCUGUCGCUACUGCUGCGCAAGUCGAUGCAGUCAGAGAUGUGGCUUAACUGGGCACUGCACAUCACCCAGCUGUAUAACAAGUGCCGCAAUGUGAACACGUCGGAAAAUCAGAUUCAAGUGCCGCCUCAGUCAGAGCAGGAUGCCCAUGCGGAGGAUGAGAAGGAGCCAAAGUUGAGUGGCAAAUGCAAGGAGGAGAUGCAUGCCAAUGUUUGCAGUAACAUGUAUCCAGCUCUUUUAAUGUCCCUUAAAAACAUCGACUUUGGCUUUGUACUGCAGUAUGUGGCCCAAACGCGCGUGGAGCAGAACGCACUGGACCUGGUCUUUGGCCUCUUCAACAUGGGUGAACAGGAUGCGUGGCGGGAGCAUCAGCAGCACAACAACGAAUCCACAUCCUCCAGUCUCGAAAUAUUGCGCACCUUAAACAUUUCAUUUGCUGCUGGCGAUUAUCAGCCGUAUUGUGACUCUGCACAGGAUUACAAGUCCAUGCAGCUGACAGAGGCAAAUGUGCAAGAGGAGCAAGCAAAGGGUCAAGAUCACCAGAGUUUGCGCUGCAAGCAUACCGAGACUUUUCUGCAGAAGGAGCGCAUUUUCAUAGCACAGCUGAUAGCCAAGGCAACUGAAAUAUGUCCAACCAUAUUUGAUAGCCGCAAGGUAGGUGAUGUGGACGUGAACGCAUAUAUUGUGCGGGGAUUGCGUUUGCUCUGGUCAUAUGUCGGCAUCAUUUUGGAUCAUAUCCUGCUCUGGUGGAUAGACACACCCAUGUCCUGCUAUAAUCUCACCCACAUUGAUUCCAUACGCUGCUGGCUUUAUCACCAGAACGUUAAUGAUAUACCCGAACCGGUUUAUUCCACAUUACGUGGCAUUGGUGAGAUUCUAACCGGUUUUAUAUGCAACAACAUUUGGGAUCAGCUCUUUCGUUUGGCCCUCAUCACAUCUAGUAAUCCAAAGCGUUUGGUCCAGCAAGUUGUUGAACAAUAUCGCGAUUCUCCAAAGAAUGAACAUGGCACACCUACGGGCACUGUGUGGAUCAGCGUCUUUUCCAAUUUAGUUAACCUGAGUAAUCAGUAUUUUGCCAAUACAGACGCUCAUAAUAAUUCCAGUUUACUGCCAGUCGCCGAGCAAAUACCCAUACUACAUAGGAUGGAUCACUCGGUUCACUCGAUGCGGUUGUGGGUCACCGAGCAGGCGAAGCUGCUUUGCUGCGAGUGGAAAAUGGAUCGGUUCUUUCAAAUACUGGAGCACGAUGUGAAACUAUGCCUGAAUGUCUUCACCACAUUUAAACUGCCCAAACUCACUGCCGAUUUGAGUGACAUACUCAUGCUGGUGUGCGUGGCUCUGCGCACAAAACUCAUCACUGAGUCCACAAAUAAUAUAGAUUUGCUUAAGAAAACAACCGAUGAAUGUGUUCAGAUAUUGUCCGCGGUCUGCCGCGUUCUCAGCUUGGCCAAUUUUUCGCUGUGCUUCCCCGCCGCCAGUCACUGGCAGCGUAGCGUCUACAACAAUGAGAAUAAGAGCUUGUAUGUUGGCUAUGUGCUGGAUGAAAUAUUUUUGCCCACCAUACGUGCCACCAACGAUAUUGUCAUACUCAAGCUUGUGCUAAAACUGAUAUGUGAGGCCUGGCUGGAUUUUAUCUACCAGAAGCGCAUACGCUUCAGUGUCAAUGGAGCCGUCCGGCUCCUUAACGAUUUUGAUGAUGUACGCGAGUGGAUUCUGGCCUGUACACUGCUGGACGAGGAACAGCUGGACAAGCUGAGCAACCAUGAGGUGCUGCGUAUGUGCAAGGGUGUGGGCAAGAUAUUGCUGCGCAAGCCAGAAGACAUCAUUUCCAUUACUCAGUCGCCCCGAUUUGACAAGAAGUCACUGGAUGCAAGUGGCCAGGACACACAGCUGCCAUCGGAGAUGUUUGUCUCCAAUCAGAAGCACUGGCUCCAGUUGCGCGCAAGUGGCGGCAAUGGAUUUCCUCUGCUGAAGCUAUGCUGUGGCGACGCCCUCAUGUAAACAAUAGAAAUGUUUAUUGUGUCGCGUAAAAUGCUAUACAAAAUAUUGAAAGAUCUAAGUACAUUGUUGUGUAUAAAGUAAGGCGUGCCUAUAGUUA